AUGUCGAUUCCCGAGAAGUUCACCGGCUUCCAGGUCAAUAGUGCCGAGACCUGGCAAGACUUCAAGAAGCAGGAGUUUGACCCCAAGCCGUUUGGUGACUACGACGUCGAUAUUAAGAUUGAGUGCUGCGGUGUUUGUGCCAGUGAUGUUCACACCAUCAAGGGUGACUGGGGUGCUCAGCCCUACCCUCUGGCGGUUGGUCACGAAAUCGUCGGAAAGGCUUUGAGAGUCGGCUCCAAGGUCACCAAAAUCAAGGAGGGCUCGCGUGUUGGUGUUGGAGCUCAAUCCUACGCCUGCCUCGAGUGCCGCCAGUGCAAGAACGACAACGAGACAUACUGCAAGCACCAGCUCGACACCUACGGCUCUACAUUCCCCGACUCCGGCGCCAUCUCCCAGGGCGGAUACUCCUCCCACGUCCGCACACACGAGCACUGGGUUUUCCCCAUCCCCGAAGCCCUCCCCAGCACCAUCGCUGCUCCUAUGCUCUGCGCUGGCCUGACAGCUUACAGCCCUCUGAUCAGAAACGGAUGUGGCCCUGGCAAGAAGGUCGGCAUUGUCGGCAUUGGCGGCAUCGGUCACUUUGGUGUCAUGUUCGCCAAGGCUCUGGGUGCUGAGGUCUGGGCCAUUUCCCGUUCGCGAUCCAAGGAGGCGGACUCUUUGAAGAUGGGUGCCGAUGGCUACCUGGCGAGCGGCGAGAAGGGUUGGAACGAGCCCCACAAGAUGACUUUCGACCUCAUUCUUAACACGGCCAACUCAUUCGAGGGCUUCGACCUCUCUGCCUACCUUAGCCUUCUCGACGUCCACGGCAAGUGGGUGUCUGUCGGUCUCCCCGGUGGUGGUGGCAUCACUGUUCGCAACCAGGACUUCCUCCCCAACGGCUGCUUCAUUGGCAGCUCCCACUUGGGUAGCAGACGCGAGACGCUGGAGAUGUUGCAGCUUGCUGCCGACAAGGGCAUCAAGACAUGGGUGCAGGAGGUUCCCAUCAGCGCCGAUGGUUUGAGGUCGGCGAUGAACGGCAUUGAGGAUUCCAGUGUCCGCUACAGAUACUGCCUGACCAACUACGAGGAGGCAUUUGGCCACCCGGUGUGCCCGGCGCGACCGGUGCGAUCGCCGGUCAUCGGCAACACAAACAAGGUUCCGCGGGGAGAGACAAUGACCGACAGGGGUCUGAGGAGCUCAGCCAUUGCGGCUGUGUGCGGUGACAUCCCAAGCCGCCCGAGGAGACCGGGCGCUUACCUGGACGCCAGCAAUGGCCCGCCGGCGGAUGAUUCGAUGCCCAGCUAUGAGGAGGCGGUCGCCGGGGGCGCGCAGCGGAAUGCAGUGAGGACACACUCCGUCUCGGGAUCAAUACAAUCCCUCAACCUUCACGACGGCACCCUCCCACCAUCAAUUCUGCGCCUCAAGCACCUCGGCCGCGCAAUCUGCCUCAACGGCCCCGUCACCUCCAUCGCCAUCAGUCCAAAAGGCUACGUCGCCACAUCGCAAGACAACUCGGGCACCGCGCUUCCCUCGAGCACCAAGAUCUGGGACUUUCCCCAGAAGCCCGGCGCCGUGGGCGCGCGCCUCGUGCCGUCAGACAUCAGCAGCGACGCGCCUGUGGUCGUCUUCAGCCCGGAUGGAAAACUGACGGCGGUGGUGGAGAAGGAUGCAGGAUGGAAGCGGGAGUGGCGGGUGAAGCUCCGCGCCGGGGAGGAAGGGCGAGGGGUGCGGUGCGCGUUGAACGGUGUCGGGCAUCCCGCGGCGUUUAGCCCCGACGGGAAGAAGUUUGCGGCGGCGGAUCCGUUGGGCGUUGUUGUUGUGUUUGAGGCGGCGACGAGUCCGCCGGGGAUGCCACCUACGAAGAAGGUGGCGGGUGUGAUGAACCAUGCUGCGCCGACGCAUGUUCUCUUUAUGCCGAACGGUGCGGACCUCGUGACGCUGUCGAGGGACGGGACGGUGAGGAUAUCGGAGGCCAAGACGGGGAGGACGCUACGGCGGAUGGAGGUGGAUGGGGUUGUGACGGGGACGGGGACGGGGGCGCGGGCGUUGGGGGCGUCGCCGGAUGGGAGGGUGGUUGUGUCGGUGUGGGCGAGGGCCGUGUAUGUGUGGGAGCACGAGGCUGGGCGGGUAUCGAGCUGGGAGAUGAACAAAGUGCGGAACAACGAGGGGUGGCCGCUGGCGGUGUCGCCGGAUUGUCGGUUCCUGGCGUGUCGGACAGAGGAGGGGAUGGAUAUCUCGGAUGUGUACUCUGGACAGGUUCUGGCUGAAGUGACGACCGCGGUGGGGAUUGAUGGGCUAGUGACGGCGGCGGCCUUUUCGAUGGAUGGGAAGAUGAUGGCUGUUGGGAGGCAUAGUGGUGUUGUUGAUGUGUGGAACUUGGCGCCCUAUGAAGGAUUAUGA
Colletotrichum lupini is the source of this 2379-nucleotide messenger RNA. Its product is annotated as alcohol dehydrogenase GroES-like domain-containing protein. The record is from RefSeq and is a predicted model, not a curated record. Gene Ontology annotation, biological process: alcohol metabolic process. Bases 1 to 2379 code for a protein of 792 amino acids. NCBI's taxonomy places the organism in Eukaryota, Fungi, Ascomycota, Sordariomycetes, Glomerellales, Glomerellaceae. Gene Ontology annotation, molecular function: zinc ion binding; alcohol dehydrogenase (NADP+) activity; protein binding. The transcript is spliced from 6 exons.